Chanos chanos (milkfish) is the source of this 1176-nucleotide messenger RNA. RefSeq names its product teleost multiple tissue opsin 3a (gene tmtops3a). The transcript has 4 exons. Gene Ontology annotation, cellular component: membrane. The record is from RefSeq and is a predicted model, not a curated record. Lineage: Eukaryota; Metazoa; Chordata; Actinopteri; Gonorynchiformes; Chanidae. Gene Ontology annotation, molecular function: G protein-coupled receptor activity. Gene Ontology annotation, biological process: visual perception; G protein-coupled receptor signaling pathway. Bases 1 to 1176 code for a protein of 391 amino acids.
AUGGUCGUCCACAUUUGGAGUUUUAACAUUAGUACCAGAGACAAUUCAACUUCGAAUCAAAGCUCCAAUGUAAGCUUUGGGGACGUUUUCAUACCACCCCAAGAUCCCUCUAGUCUGAGCAGAACUGGCCACACGGUGGUGGCAGUUUUCCUCGGAUUCAUCUUGCUUUUUGGACUGUUGAACAAUCUUCUUGUUCUUCUCAUCUUCGCAAAGUUUCGCUCACUAUGGACUCCUAUAAACCUAAUUCUACUGAACAUUAGUGUGAGUGAUAUUCUCGUGUGUAUGUUCGGAACACCCUUCAGUUUUGCUGCUAGCCUCUAUGGAAGAUGGCUUUUAGGACAUCACGGCUGUAAAUGGUACGGUUUCGCCAAUUCGCUUUUUGGCAUCGUCUCUCUGGUCUCUCUGUCUGUCCUGUCCUAUGAGCGCUAUGCCGCUGUGCUGUCCUCGUCUAAGGCCGACUUGUCAGACUUCCGUAAGGCUUGGAUGUAUGUGGCCGGAUCCUGGCUCUACUCACUGGUGUGGACCCUACCGCCCUUCCUGGGCUGGAGCAGCUAUGGACCAGAAGGUGCUGGCACCUCGUGUUCGGUGCAGUGGCAGCAACGCUCGGCCAACAGCGUGUCUUAUGUGGUCUGUCUGUUUGUCUUCUGUUUGCUCCUGCCCCUUCUGCUCAUGGUCUACUGCUAUAGCAAGAUCCUGCUCAUCAUCAGAGGGGUGGCGAAGAUCAACAUUAUGUCAGCGCAACGUCGGGAGAACCACAUCUUACUGAUGGUCCUGACCAUGGUGUCCUGUUACCUGCUGUGCUGGAUGCCUUACGGGGUGAUGGCUCUAGUGGCCACGUUUGGCAAGAGGGGCCUGAUCACCACCACGGCCAGCGUAGUGCCCUCCGUCUUGGCCAAGAGCAGUACCGUGGUCAACCCUGUUAUCUACGUACUCUUCAACAACCAGUUCUACAGAUGUUUUGUGGCCUUCGUGAAGUGCGGAGCGGAGCCGCAGUCCAUCCAUACCCUCCAGCCUCAGCAGAGCAGCCGGGAUGGAAACCCCACCCUCUGCACCUGCAAACCCACAGAGCAGACUCUUCACACCCCCACCCCUAGCCACACCCACAGCCACACCCACCCUGAACAACAACAGAAAGAGACACGUGCCCUGUCCCUAGUGGUCCACUACACACCCUGA